AAUCGAAACGGUUUGGUGUAAUACACCAGUUGUUCUGUUCGCGUGCUGCGCUUGUAACUUUCCAGUACAAAUCGUUCGUAUAUUUCCGCAUCUGAGAAAACUCGAUCGUCUUGUAAAGCACAUGAAAAAAAAAAUUAUUCGCUAAGGGCAGUGUGAGUGCUGAGUAAUAGUGCAACGGCAGGCAGUAAAUUUCCCAGUCGGUGCAGGUCAGCAGGAAGCACAAGGCGAUUUCCACCAGUUUGUGCGUAGUUGCGUACGCACGAACACGUGAAUUACAAGGUCCUUUCGAGAAGUGUUUUGCCCUACCGGACCGCGGACCGCGUGGUUUGCCGACGGUGUAAAUUAGUGCUGUUUACUAUUGAAGAAAGUAGCUGCUGUGAGAACUGUAAUCACCGAAGGCGUUCAAAACUAUUAAAGAAGCCGCUUCCCCGUAUAGGCGAUCACUCCGACGGUGGCUACUACCACGAUGGACGUUGAAUCCGAAGGCGUCCAACCGGCCAACGGGUCCGGAAAUGGUCACACCACAUUCGUAGUCGAAGACAGCGACGAUUCCCAUCGCAAUUCACUGUCCGCCCGGCGGCGGAUGUUUAUGUCACAACCCUCGACGGUGGCGAUCCGGCGGCAGCAGGCCGUCUGCGUCCGACGGGCACACAAAAUCUACGGCACCAAGAAGAAUCCGAACGUCGUGCUGGAUGGACUGAAUAUGACCGUUUCAAAAGGAUCUAUCUACGGUCUUCUUGGCGCAUCAGGUUGCGGCAAAACUACCCUACUGUCGUGCAUCGUUGGCCGACGGCGUCUGAACUCCGGAGAAAUUUGGGUUCUCGGUGGUCGACCCGGAUCACGAGGUUCCGGAGUUCCCGGACCUCGCAUCGGCUAUAUGCCGCAAGAGCUUGCGCUCUACGGAGAAUUCACAAUCCGGGAAACUCUGAUCUACUUCGGGUGGAUCUGUGGACUAACGGUGGAACAGGUUGACGAGAAAACGGACUUCCUACUGAAACUCCUGCAAAUGCCGAACGCCUCUCGGUUUGUUAAGAACCUUUCGGGAGGACAGCAACGACGCAUGAGUUUGGCCGCUGCCCUGCUGCACUCACCCGAGCUACUGAUCCUAGAUGAACCGACCGUUGGUGUAGAUCCGGUCCUUCGACAGAAUAUUUGGGACCACUUGGUGGAAAUUGUAAAGAACGGUAACACUACAGUAAUCAUCACAACUCAUUACAUCGAGGAAACACGACAAGCCCACGUGAUUGGUCUGAUGCGAGGAGGAAAGUUUCUAGCCGAAGAAUCACCAUCUGACCUGCUGGCCCACUAUCACUCCGAUUCCUUAGAGGACGUAUUCCUCAAGCUGUCCGUCAUGCAGAACAUGGGCAAACGGCGGAGGUCUUCAAUCGCACAGGAAGUGGUGGAGGCUAUUCGGGUUCCGGCCAUCGCCAACCCGGCACUGGAUCUUUCUCCCGAGGAAGAUCACGGCGAGAUUUCCGGUGAAUUUGGUGACAACAUUUCGAUGUCGUCACGCGGCCCAGAAUCCAUCACACCUGAAAUCCAAGCUCCUCCGCUUCCGCCGGAAGAAGACACCAAAGUUCCCUUCAUCGAUUACUUCAAGAUCCUCAAACCGAACCACAUGCGGGCACUAAUUUGGAAGAACUUCCUUUGGAUGUGGCGAAAUGUUGGAGUAAUGGCGUUCAUCAUAGGAUUACCAGUGGGGCAGAUAGUUCUAUUCUGUUGGGCAAUCGGACACGAUCCGGUGGGAUUGAAGGUGGCGGUUGCAAACUACGAACUCGAACAGGCUAACCUCUCGGCAACGGCGGGAUGUCCAGUGAAUAUGGGAUGUAAUCAUACGAUGCUGAGCUGCCGGUAUUUAGAGAAUCUACGCAAUCGGAGUGUUGAUGUGCAAUUGUUCGAGAGUGAAGCUGAAGCAUUGGAACAGGUCAGCCGUGGCAAAGCUUGGGCAUCGUUGGUUUUCGCACAUAACUAUUCUGACGCGUUGUUUCUACGAUCCGAGAAUAUACGGAAAGUUCAAGAAUGGACCCUGGAUUUGUCGAGUAUCAUUGUGAGCAUGGAUAUGUCGAAUCAACAAAUCGGGACGCUCCUCUUCCGGGACAUACAAUAUGCGUAUUUUUCCUUCAUCUCGAGCAUACUUACGGAUUGUGACGUGAACCCGUCUAACGGCCGGCUACCGAUACAGUGGAAGGAACCCAUCUACGGCGAAAGGACACCCAAUUUCACUGACUUUGCCGCACCGGGUGUUAUUCUGACGAUCAUAUUUUUCCUUUCCGUGGCGUUGACUUCCGGAGCGAUGUUGAUCGAACGGAACGAGGGAAUUCUGGAGCGAUGUUUGGUAAUGGGUGUCACCGGAGUGGAGAUUUUGUUUUCACACGUGACGACUCAGUUUCUGGUGAUGUGUGGCCAAACGAUGCUGGUCAUUCUGUUCAGUUUCUACGUGUUCGACAUCACCAACCACGGAGAAACCGUGUGGAUCGUUCUGCUGACCAUUCUAACCGGUCUCUGCGGAAUGUGUUUCGGAUUCGUGGUAUCGUGCUCCUGUGAUAACGAACGUUCGGCCACGUACCUGGCCAUGGGUAGCUUCCUGCCGAUUGUUAUGCUUUGCGGUAUCAUUUGGCCCAUCGAAGGAAUGCAUCCACUGAUGAAGAUUUUCUCCGUGUUCCUGCCACUCACCAAAUCGACCGAAUCGCUCCGUUCGAUACUGCAGCGCGGUUGGCACAUCCAGAAUCCGAACGUUUACAUCGGUUUUGCGGCCACCGGCACGUGGAUUGUGAUCUUCCUAGCCGUUAGUAUACUGUUGCUCAAAUUCAAGAAAGGUUAAGUGGUGCCGGAUAAGCCGGAUAGGCUCUCUAGGGUGUUGUAGCUCAACAGUGUUAGUUAGGGUUGUUUAACAAGUAGAAAAACAAAUAAAAAAAUCUUGCAGUUUUUAUUUUGGUUAGUUAGGUCAAAAUAUGUUGUUCUUCAGUACGGACAGGACUGACGGUAAUAUUUACGAUUUUAUUAUCAUCAUAAGAUAGACCAAACAAUUCAGUGUAUAUAACCCAGCCAGGUAUCUAAUUUAUGAAUACGAAAAUCUCUCUGACCUAAUUUUAGAAAAAAAAACAUUUCUCUCCGACACGUACAAGUGCGAUGGUCUUCUGAAGAGCUUUCCUAUUUCGUUACCAAAAUGCGUUCCGUGAAGCGCUUUGUGAUAACAUACAUGAUAGGAAAAUUCCUCUAGCGAUGCAUGUGUUUGUCCAAGCAAUCCCUCCGGAAGUAAUAAAGCGCAUCGCUGAUUGAAGUA
Malaya genurostris is the source of this 3283-nucleotide messenger RNA. RefSeq names its product ABC transporter G family member 20 (gene osy). The coding region runs from base 467 to 2821 and encodes 784 amino acids. The transcript is spliced from 9 exons. Gene Ontology annotation, cellular component: membrane. The record is from RefSeq and is a predicted model, not a curated record. Lineage: Eukaryota; Metazoa; Arthropoda; Insecta; Diptera; Culicidae. Gene Ontology annotation, molecular function: ABC-type transporter activity; ATP hydrolysis activity; ATP binding.